Cyprinus carpio (common carp) is the source of this 2749-nucleotide messenger RNA. It is a transcript of the gene ofd1, whose product is annotated as OFD1 centriole and centriolar satellite protein. Gene Ontology annotation, molecular function: protein binding. The record is from RefSeq and is a predicted model, not a curated record. Gene Ontology annotation, cellular component: ciliary basal body; centrosome. Gene Ontology annotation, biological process: epithelial cilium movement involved in determination of left/right asymmetry. Bases 1 to 2721 code for a protein of 906 amino acids. Lineage: Eukaryota; Metazoa; Chordata; Actinopteri; Cypriniformes; Cyprinidae. The transcript is spliced from 20 exons.
AUGGUGAUGUCUGGGGGUGAAGAGCAGAGUCUGUCUCCGGAUGAGAUGCGGCAGAAGCUCUAUCAGACCUUCAGGAGCCGCGGGCUUCUGGACGCGCUGAAGCGCGGUAGCGGAGAGCAGCUGAGUCAGCUGAUCCAGGAGCUGCAGCCGGCGGCGGUGCGGAGAGGAGACGCUCACUCUGUGUUAGUCACCGCAUGCAACAGCGUCAUCAUCCAUCACCUGCGCAGCGUCGGCUGCGACUACACGCUGUCUGUCUUCCUUCCUGAAUGCGGAAUGAGCAAAGACAAGGUUUUAUCAGCGAGAGAGCUUCUGCAGCUCAUGAAGAUCAGCCCUCACACACCGUUAUAUAAAUCUCUGGUAUCGAAUAUCCAGAAGGGACAGACAGGUUUCCUGAUGAGUCUCUUCACAGAGCUCACUGAACAUCACGUGUACAGAGACUGCUGCGACGCUUCCACUCAGUCCACCUCCAUAUCAGCACAUAAAGAAUCACUCGUGGAGAAGCUGCAGCUGAUUGACGAGGAAUAUGAAGAGCUUCGGCACAGAGGUGACCGCUGGGCGUCCGUCGAGGCCAAGCUUGCGGAGUACAGGAAGGAGAUACAGGAGCAAGCGCAGGUGGAGCUCAAAGCAAAGCUGCAGCACUUCAUGGAGGUGGAGAUCGCAAAGGUGAAGAGAGACGAGAAGGAGGCCUCGCGGAGAGAAAUCCUGGAGCUGCGGCGAGACAUGGAGAGAACCUUUGAGCUGAAGUCUGAGGCUCUGAUGAGCCGAGAGAAAAACGCCAUCGAGAGGUUACAGAGAUCACAGGAGAUCGAGGAAAAGGAGAUGUAUGCUCAAAGACAAGCCCUGCUGAAAGAAAUCGAGUCUGUGCGGAGCCGAGAGAUUGAGCUUAAACAGAGGAUGGAGGCCUUUGACAAAAGCUGUAAGCUGCAUGAGGAGAAGGUAAAGACCAUGGAUGAUCUUCUGAGGAGGAGAGAGCUGUCUGUGAAGACCAUGGAAGACACGUUUGACCAGAAACUGAAGAGCCAGUUAGAGAAAUAUCAGCUGGAGCUGAAGGAGGAUUACACGAAGAGAACCGAGAAACUGACAGAAAAUGAGAAAAGGAUUAAAGAAGAAACGGCUCGUCUGCAGAAGGAGUCUGCUAUUAUUAAUACAAAAGCAGAAGAGCAUGAGAGAAGUUUAUCAGAAGUUAAACGUCUGAUGAUGGAGCUGGAGUCGUCCAGAGCGCAGGCGGCUCUUCUGACCCAACAGAACGAGCUGCUGCGAGAGAGACUGGAGAACCUGAGCGACUAUCCAGCGCUGAAGAGAGACGCUCAGGAGCUGCAGACGAACAUCAGUCUGCUGAAACAACAGCUGGAGGAGAAGCACCAGGAGAACCAGAGACUCAGACAAGAGCUCAGCGCGCCGUCUAAGGAGCAGCUGGCGCUGCAGGCCGAGCUCAGGAGACUGGAGACGGCACGCAGACUAGACGAGGAGGACUUUGAGACGCAGAAAAACGUCUUACACACACAGCUGCAGCACGAGGUGCAGCAGUGUGUGCUGUUGAAGGCUCAGCUGAUGGAGUGUGAGGAGCGGGUGAAGUGGAUGAACACACACACUGAAGAGCUCCAGCUCCAGCUCCAGCAGACACAACAAGCUUUGGAGAACGAGAUCCUCCGCGAUCCCAAGCCUUCCCUGGUAGAUCGUUCUGUUCUCAGUUUGAUUCCUGACAGGCUGCUUCCUCCUGACAUUUACACAGACACUGCUCUGCUCAGAAAGCCCAGAGCCGCUUCUGACGCUGAUUUAUCUGAAGCAGGGCCGGCCCUCAGGGGCCCGUGGCCCGCGGAGCGUGACUCCGAGCUGGUAAGCAGCGCUCUGGCCCGGAUACGAGAGCUGGAGCAGGAGGCCGAGCGUCUGGAGGAGGCUUACAGGAGUCACCAGCACAGAGCCGCUCGAGCGUCUGCUGAAGAUCUCACGCCUCUCAGAGUGACCUACAGAGCACAGCCCAGGGUGAGCUUCACUUCUGCAGGACGUCCUGUCGAGCAGGAAUUCAGCAGAACUCCUUCUCCGAGAGAGAGAAACCCGCUGAGACUCGUCUCUCCUCCAGCCAGACGUCUGUCCUCCACACCGCUGAGCAAACACGGAGCAGACGCCGAUCACCACGCUUUCACGCAAGAGCGUCGGCGGACGAGUCCUGACUCUGACAGAGCGGCGCUGGUGUUUCCAGAGAGACAGAUCUCCCCGAUCCCUGCUGGAGACAGCCUGUGCUCCCUCAGUCCUCCCAGCAGCCCCAGGAUGAAGAGCACCACUCGCCACAGCCGCAGUCCACCCAAGCUGCAGGAAGUCAUCUGCAGUUCCUCUGAAGAGUCGUCACCUCAGCCGGAGAAGAUCACGCUUCACGAUCUGACCGACCCCGUGCCACAUGAACACGACGCAGCUGUGGAGGAGGAGAGAGAGAGGAGAGAGGAGAGAGAGCAGCGAGAGCUGCAGAGACUGGAGGAUCAACACGAGGAACAAGCUCGAGACAACACAGAGGAUACCGAGGGUCAUGUGACAUUAACGAGCGCUGUGAUUGGAGGAGGAGCGGAGGAGGAGGGAUCAGGGGGAGCUCAUGUGGCCAAUCCUCUUCACAAGUACAUGAUGAUGCUCAUGCAGGACAAACAGAAGCAGCAGAGCCCAAAUAAAGAGGCGUCAGAGAAGCAAAGUCAGGAGGAGGAUGUUCAGUCUGAGAACGAUGAGCGCAGGUAAUAAUGUGUGUUUGUGUGAGCGACUGUAC